Messenger RNA from Gopherus evgoodei (Goodes thornscrub tortoise), 189 nucleotides. Its product is annotated as rRNA 2'-O-methyltransferase fibrillarin-like. The record is from RefSeq and is a predicted model, not a curated record. The transcript has 2 exons. The annotation marks the transcript as partial. Lineage: Eukaryota; Metazoa; Chordata; Testudines; Testudinidae.
UGGACCCAGGGGGAUCGAGGUGUUGGGGAGCCUGGCCAUGGGGGGAUCAGGGGGUGGGGGGAGCCCAGAAAUGGGGGGGGAUCGGGGCCGGGCCAAGGGGGGGAAUCCGGCCGUGGGGGGGAUCGGGGCGGGGGGGGCCCGGCCGUGGGGGGGAUCGGGGCGGGGGUAGCCGGGCCAAGGGGUCGAUCG